Messenger RNA from Haplochromis burtoni (Burton's mouthbrooder), 1658 nucleotides. RefSeq names its product excitatory amino acid transporter 3. Gene Ontology annotation, cellular component: plasma membrane. Lineage: Eukaryota; Metazoa; Chordata; Actinopteri; Cichliformes; Cichlidae. Bases 304 to 960 code for a protein of 218 amino acids. The transcript has 7 exons. The record is from RefSeq and is a predicted model, not a curated record. Gene Ontology annotation, molecular function: glutamate:sodium symporter activity; neutral L-amino acid transmembrane transporter activity; L-glutamate transmembrane transporter activity. Gene Ontology annotation, biological process: L-glutamate transmembrane transport.
UUCGCCUGGUGGUCACGUGACUUCCAUCCUAGGAUACCUGUGAAAAGUCGGUAAAAGUCAGAUUUCUGAGGCUUGCGAUCAUUUUAUGUUCAUUAUAUUCAUUAUUUAUUUAUCGAAAUGGUUUCUUAACUUUGUUCAUAAAUAUCUAAUUAUAAAUUAUUUUAUAAAUGCCUGAUUAGUAGCCAGCGAAUGUGGCUAAAUUUUUAGCUAACUGUGCAGCAGAAAAAUGGCGACUAACGGUCGUGAGGAGGAAAACACUGCUGCCGCUGCCGAUGCUGCGAUCUGGAGGCAAAGGCUGCUCAAAUGCUGGAACUUUGUCCUGGUCAACAAGUUUUUGUUCCUAAGUGUGUUGGGGGUUGCUGGUGGCUUCUGAUCUAUGGCCUGGUGAUUCUGCCAAUGAUCUUUUUCUUGUUUGUGAGGUGUAACCCCCUCCCUGUCAUGAGAGCGGUCACUUUAGUCACUGCAAUGCUGAUCUCAUCCAGCUCUGCUGCAUUGCCCCUCAUGUUUUUGUGCUGUGAGGAGAAACUGAGGAUCAAAAGAAAAGUCCCUCGCUUCAUGCUGCCCAUCUGCACCAGCACCAACAUGAACGGAAGCAUCCUUUACGAAGUGGUCGCAGUCGUUUUCAUCGCCCAGCUCAACCGCAUCAAUCUGAACUUGAGCCAGUUAAUUACCAUUGCUGUGAUGGCAGCAGCCACCAGCAUCGGCGCAGGAGGGAUCCCAGCUACAGGAGCAGUGACCACUCUCUUUGUUCUGACAGCGGUCGGCCUGCCUGCUCAGGAUGCCUCUAUUCUGGUGGCUGUAGAAUGGUUCAUAGAUCGAUGCAACACCAUCGUCAACGUCUCUUCAGACUGCAUUGGUGUGUCGAUCAUCUAUGAAGUGUCCAAAAAAGAACUGGAGGAGCACAGACAGGAAAUGAUACAGGCAUCUCACAGGAAGGGUAGAGUAGCCACAAGAGACUGAAACCCAAAACAAAACGGACACUAAAAUAGAGCAGAUACACUGAAGACACUGCGCUCACUGAGGAAACACAAUAUUUUCAGGUUCCUCGUGUUACAUGAUUGCCAACGCACCACUUCUGAAAGAUCCUCUGGACUUUGACUCAAUCUGAUGAAUCAACAGGCUGAAGAUAAACUGAUCUCUGACCAACUGCACAUGAGAUGGCUGUAGUUAAUGACCUCUUGUGUAAAUUAUAGUGAGUUUUAUUACCUAUACAGGCUUAUAGGAAGGCAUUCAAAUUACAUGCAUUCAUCCUCUGCCUUUAGCCAACGGGAGCUGCUUGGAGGACAGACAGUAACCUAACAACAUGCACGACAGUGAGGGCGAGCAAAGUGCACGUCUUAAACGUUCAAGUAGCUCAAACGAGCCACGUUUAGCACCGGAGAGCGGAUACUGUGGGUUCAACAGCAUCAAAUUACAGAGGUGUGGAUCAGAGACACAGCUGUGGCGUCUUCUGCAGCUCCACUGUAAAUACUCACACAUGGAAGUGCGUUUCACAGGCACAAACAACAUAUUUACAAUGUAUUCCGAUUACACCUCAGACUGAGUAACAGCUUUAGAUGAAGUCAGUAAGAGAACCAUGUCUUCCUGAUGUCCUGUGAACACAGUUUGUCCACAUGUUUGUGUACAAACAGACGCAAGAGAAUAUUUGAGAGUCACCU